AUGGACUCUCUUUACAUCUACGGAUAUGCACCAGGAGUGUUACUCCCAGGAACCAUAGCGCUCACCGUUGUCGUGGGCUAUCUCGCGACGAAACUCCUGAGGAUUGGAGCCCGGCCCAAGAAUUUCCCUCCGGGCCCGGCCACGGAGCUGAUAUGGGGAAACCUCAAGCAGCCGAUCCGGGUUGACAUGCUGUUCCCGCAGUACCAAUGUACCAAAUGGGCCAAGACUUACGGUCCCGUGUAUACCGUCAUGCUAGGCGAUACGGCCCAUGUGGUCGUGAGCGGCCUCCAGGAGGCACGCGGCAUUUUCAUCAAACAGGGCGCGAACUCCCAGGCCCGUCCGCCAUCUCGCUUUCAGUUGUUAAUGCGCGAUGGGUAA
Molecule: messenger RNA, 378 nt
Organism: Aspergillus udagawae
Lineage: Eukaryota; Fungi; Ascomycota; Eurotiomycetes; Eurotiales; Aspergillaceae
Exons: 2
Coding region: 1-378 (125 amino acids)
Molecular function (GO): monooxygenase activity; iron ion binding; heme binding
Source: RefSeq, a predicted model, not a curated record